UCGUGGUCGGAGCAUCCCGGUGCUCGGGGCAGCCCCUUGUCCUUCCCGGACAGCAUCCGGCCGGGCAUCCGCGGUGACAGACGUGAGAAGAAAAAUGACCUAAUCACCAUCCAGCCCUCGUGGCCAAGGCAGGAGCAGGGAUAGGGCUGCCAGGAACAUGGCUGUGCCUGGAAGCUUCCGGAGGCAGCCUGCCAACAGAGGCCUUGUGUCCCACUGCACCCACCAUCAUAUUGUUGUGUUCCUGCUGACCUUCUUCAGUUAUUCCCUGCUCCAUGCCUCCAGAAAGACAUUCAGUAAUGUCAAAGUCAGCAUUUCCAGCCAAUGGACUCCCUCCUGCCUAAACAGCACGGCCCCUGAGCUCCGGCCAUACGAGCUCUGGAACAGCAGCCAUUUAUUUCCUAAUGCAGAAGAAGCAACUCUCUUCCUAGGGACACUGGACACCAUCUUUUUGUUUUCCUAUGCUGUGGGUCUCUUUGUCAGUGGCAUAGUUGGGGACCGCCUGAAUUUACGCUGGGUUUUGUCUUUUGGCAUGUGUUCCUCUGCUCUGGUGGUGUUCUCCUUUGGCACACUCACAGAAUGGUUGCAUUUCUACAACAAGUGGUUCUACUGCUGUCUCUGGGUUGUGAAUGGCUUGCUGCAGUCCACUGGCUGGCCCUGUGUGGUUGCUGUCAUGGGAAAUUGGUUUGGAAAAGCUGGGAGAGGUUUUGUGUUUGGACUCUGGAGUGCCUGUGCAUCUGUGGGAAAUAUCCUUGGGGCAUUCCUUGCCUCCUGCGUUCUCAAAUAUGGCUAUGAGUAUGCUUUCUUGGUGACUGCCUCCGUACAGUUUGCUGGAGGAGUCAUUGUGUUCUUCGGGCUCCUGACGUCGCCGAAGGAAGUGGGCCUCCCUGAGCUUGGAGCAGAUGAAGAUGAAGUCAGUGUGGAAGAAGAUGCCAACAGACCUCUGAUGGGCAAUGACGAUGUAGAUGAUGAUGACCGGAAUUACUCCAUUCAAGCAACUGACAAUGACAACCAGCCCAAGGCCAUUGGCUUUUUCCAAGCUUGUUGCCUUCCUGGUGUAGUACUGUACUCCUUGGCCUAUGCCUGCUUGAAGCUGGUGAAUUACUCAUUCUUCUUCUGGCUGCCCUUCUACCUCAGCAACAACUUUGGAUGGAAAGAAGCAGAAGCUGACCAGCUCUCGAUCUGGUAUGAUGUGGGAGGAAUCAUAGGUGGGACUAUCCAGGGCUUGAUUUCUGAUGUGCUGCAAAAGAGAGCCCCAGUGCUAGCAGUGAGCCUGCUCUUCGCUGUGGGCUCUCUCUUUGGAUACAGCCGUUCCCCAAACAGCAAACCUAUCAAUGCUGUGAUCAUGGCAAUUACAGGGUUUUUCAUUGGAGGCCCCUCUAACAUGAUCAGUUCUGCAAUUUCUGCUGACCUGGGGCGUCAGGAUCUGGUGAAAGGCAGCAGCGAGGCUCUGGCAACAGUCACGGGAAUUGUGGAUGGAACAGGCAGUAUUGGUGCUGCUGUGGGUCAGUAUCUAGUGUCUUUGAUCCAGGAGAACCUGGGAUGGAUGUGGGUUUUCUAUUUCUUCAUUCUAAUGACGAGUUCAACAGUCCUGUUCAUUUCACCGUUGAUAGUGAGGGAGAUCAGGUUGCUGCUGCACGAGCGGCGCCUGCGAAUGCUGGCAGAGUGACUUCUGCUCCCCUCUGGAAGGACUGCUGUAUGGAACUGACAGCUGAGACACUCAUCAAAGCCCUGGGAGACUUGUUUGGUACAUCCUCCAGGUUUGGACUGAUUCAAAAUGACUCCACAAGACUUGAUUGAGUCGCCUUAGGCAAGCUCAGUCGUGAAGUACCAAAUACGCAUCCUGAGACCACCCUGUCACGGAGCUGCUGACCUAAGCCAGACAAUCCAUGGGACUGACGGAUUGUCCCAGCCUCCCAGGCUCUUCCAUGCCAGCAGUCACACCAGGGUCUUCUGUUGGGUGUCUCAUUCCUCUACCUUUUCUUAUUUAUUUCUGGAUGUGCUGACCAAAGUCAGCUGUUUGAAACUGACGGUUUUUGGGAGGCUGUCUUGCAAUGAAUCUUGAUGCUCUUUUGUGCUGGUGAAAUCAUACAGUGCAGUUCAUGGAUAGUCCUAAAUUUAAGAUCACCUUAGCUUUUAGAAAGGGCAAAAAUAAUUAUUUGGAAUUUAUGCUGUCCAGUUGUUUAAAAACUGCUGUUGCUAAAUCUCUGCACAGAUGGACCUCUGCUAUCCCCUAGUUAUUAACUGUUAUAUAUUCCAGUAGAGUCACAUGGAGAAGUUACCUCUGUACUUGUUUUUAACAUUUUUUAAUAAUGUUACUAAUCUCUGAGAAAUGAGAUUUCAUGGUUUUUUAAGCUAUUGAAUGGCGUGCAAUACUUUACUGUGAUCUCUGAAAUAGGCCUUAGUAGGUCCUUUGUGUCUAAAGGAUCCUUGAAUGGCUUCAGGGAUCAGUAAUGGGACACAAAUACUUUCACUACUGCUUUGUUUAUUGAACCUGAUCAAUACUGACCAAAAUGGGUGUGAGGUGACCUUCUGAAGGAAACUGAUGUCACUGACUUCAUACUCCUUGGGCAAUUGCUCAUCUCUAGCAAAGAAGGAUCAGAAUGGAAUUAAAGGAAUUUAAGGGACCUGUCUGCUCUCAGACAUGGGCUUCCAGACAGGGACUGAAGCGUACUCGUGGAGUCGCAUUAACGAGCAACUGCUGCUCUCUUCCCCCAUGCUCCUGUAGCUAUGGCUGCAUAGGGAACCUCAAGCUCCAGGGUUUGAAAGCUUGAGUUGUAUCUUGAAGGGAAAGGUAGCUGCAAGUCUACCUGCAAGCACAAAAAACAAGUGGCUGCACUUGGUGUGGUGUUGUUGGAAUGCUUUGCAGUACAGUGGUAAGCGGGAUGACCAACUGACACCUCUAACAUUUGUUGGUGAUCUUAAAGGGAUCACUGAGUAACUUCUCAAAAAAUUGCUUUGUCUUUAUGCCUUGAGAUGUUUUAUUGCAAUAGGUCUGUGUUAACCUGCAGAACUUGUGAGCAAAGACUCCAUCUAACUAGUCAGCAAUGCCUGGGUGGGGGUGGGGAGCAGCGAAAUUCUUGGAGCUGAUAAUUUGAAACUUUUAAAAUGGGAACAGUUGCCUUUUCAAAAUGUACAGUGAUUUAAUUUUAUUUUUUAAUUGAUGAAUGUCAAUUUUUAGUCAUGUGUUGAUUGUAAUGAGUGGAACAUCAUUAGUGCCUUACGGUUUUGCAGUUUUGAACAGUUGCUUGGUGAUUGCUGCUUCUGCAGUUAUAUCUCCAUGCACAGCUUUGCUUAAUGUGGAACUCAGUUGCUCCAUUUUAGACUUUUUUUGAGUCUUUCUCUCUGGGUGGAGGUAAUUGUUGCAUCUUUUUGUUAACCCUCAGAAUAUUUCAGUGCUUGGGAAAAUGAUGCCAUUAAGCUGAUACGGGACCUGAGUCCUGUUCUUGACUCUUCUCAUUCCCAUUCCAAUUUUUGCCUGUAUAAUUAGAGCCGGAGACUGAGAAUCUAUCAUCCUGUUCUCAGAAUUAUGCCCUGGGGUUAGUGUUCACAUCCCAAGCUACUCAUUAGCCCCUGUACAAAUAGAAUGAAAACUCCCUGAAAUUUAGUUCUAAAAUUGAUGGCGGCACCGUUUACCCCAGCCACGGCGUCUGAAAAUCUCUGGUUUCAAAUUCCAACCUGGAUGAACUUUUUGGCUGCCUCUCUGGGCAGCAGAUAAGCAGCUGAUGAAAGGUGGGGUGGGAAAGGGAUGUUGCUGGGGUCGGGGGGAAGGAGAGGCCGGCCCCUGUAACAAAUGGCUUCCUGUAAACAGUUCUGUCCCCUCUUGAGAAGUGUCAGGAGUGAUGGAGCGCCGAGCCCGGGCUGCCCAGCCGCUGCAUCCAAGCGUGCGGCACUUUGGGGCCACCCGCAAUUAGUGAGGCGUGCCUAUGGCCUCAGGAUUGCUGCUGUUGUUGUUGUCCUGGAUUUUCACUACUGUGUGUUUCUCCAGGGUGCUCUGAAGGAGAAAGGUUUUCAAUCUGGUCAUGUCCGAACUGAUCUCACGUGAAUAAACGUACUUCGACUUGA
This is a messenger RNA of Corvus hawaiiensis (hawaiian crow), 4062 nucleotides long. It is a transcript of the gene SLC37A3, whose product is annotated as solute carrier family 37 member 3. Gene Ontology annotation, biological process: transmembrane transport. The transcript is spliced from 15 exons. Gene Ontology annotation, molecular function: transmembrane transporter activity. Gene Ontology annotation, cellular component: endoplasmic reticulum membrane. The coding region runs from base 158 to 1666 and encodes 502 amino acids. The record is from RefSeq and is a predicted model, not a curated record. Lineage: Eukaryota; Metazoa; Chordata; Aves; Passeriformes; Corvidae.